UUUCAAACCUCGCACCGCACGGUGCACAGUCCUAUCGGAGAAAAAUGGCGGUGUGGAGCAGCAUUUUGCGUGCCGCGAGGCAAAGAUUGCUGCAGAACGGCGGCUCCGGGACGGUGCUGUUGAAGAAUGGACAAGCGAGAUGCAUGUCGGAAGAGCGCACGUUCGUCAUACGACCGAGCCGCUUCCAGUGGCACAAAACGAAAGAUUAUUUCCACUUGUACUUCUUACUCGGUGCCAUUCCCGUUGGGAUCGGGAUCACCCUGGUUAACGUGUUCGUCGGUCCUGCCACGCUCGAGGAGAUCCCCGAGGGCUACGUUCCAAAGGAAUGGGAGUACCUUCAGCAUCCAAUUAAAAGAUUCCUCCAACGCUACUUCUUCCCGUCGCCGCAGCAGGAAUACGAGAAGUAUCUGCACUACAUGUACCACGAGAACCAGCUCAGGAAAGUGAGGCUUCUUGAACAGCAGGUGUACAACGCGAUGGGCACGAAAGGCGAUUACAGAGGUCCGUACUUCAAGGAGUUCUACGGCGCCAAGUAUCUUCACCUGCACAGAAAGUCUUUGGACGAAAACAUCGAGGCGACCGAAUAAAUUUGAUUUCAUUCUGCUUGUAACGAUUAAUUUUAAUUCGAGAGCACCGUGGAAACUGGGGGAAAUUGUUCAAUCGGGUGUAGAUAUAAUAAUACGUAGAUCCCGCGUGCUCUAGGACUUGGUUAUUAUUUAUGCUGCAGAGUAAACCCUGCGCGGUCAGAUCUCUGCCGAUAAAUACGUCACAUUGUACAGUUACUACAACAUAGUUAAUAAAGUCUUGAUUAAAAUUU
This is a messenger RNA of Wasmannia auropunctata (little fire ant), 817 nucleotides long. It is a transcript of the gene ND-SGDH, whose product is annotated as NADH dehydrogenase [ubiquinone] 1 beta subcomplex subunit 5, mitochondrial. Lineage: Eukaryota; Metazoa; Arthropoda; Insecta; Hymenoptera; Formicidae. The record is from RefSeq and is a predicted model, not a curated record. The transcript has 3 exons. Bases 45 to 587 code for a protein of 180 amino acids.